UUUUCAGUUCAUCGAAACAUGAUUUACAGAAUUGUAUUUUUUGUUGUUUUGUUUCCUGCGUUAAUGGAAUGUUAUCGGAGCCAUCAUUCAGAUGAUAUUGUUUAUUAUCCCGAUAGCUAUGAAUCGGAAAUCCGAUAUAUUCCUGGACCACCAGGAAAACCAGGACCACCAGGAAGGGCAGGAAACUAUGGGCAACCAGGUUCUCAAGGGCCAAUCGGACCACCGGGAUCGUCUUCGUGCAAUUAUGAAUGUCCACCCGGAUAUUAUAGCACUUCGCGAAAUAACGCGGGAAUCGAACAUGCGUGGUGUAUAAAAAUGAGAUCAACAGCAAAAACCUUUAAUUCAAAUCUUUUUGUGAACUUGGAUAUUGAGUGCAAAAAAGAAGGAGAUGUCCUCACAGGAUUCCAGAAUUAUACAGAGUUUAAGGCUGUUUACGAUAAGUUCAAGUCAUCCUUGUCAUCUGUUAUAAAUGUUAACAAAAUGCCAAUGAUACUAAUUGGAGCUAGAAGAAAAGACGAGUGUACGAAAAUAAGACAACCAGAGUGCACUAGUAUCAAUGGUAAUCAAUGGACUGAUGGUGUAACAAACGGGAAAAACUUUUUUGAAAGCCCAGGAUUCUUUGCGCAACAACAGCCUAGCCCAGGAUCUGGAACAAAAAUGUGUUUUGGCAUUUGGACAGCAACUAAGAAACUGUAUUCAUACAAAUGUACUGAAUCUGACACCAACAAACCAGCAAAACUCAUAAUGUGCGGAAAGCCUGCUCCUUGUGUUUUCUAGCUGUGUUAAUUCUUGAAAACUGAAGUUUAUGAAUAAAUUAUUUCUGCAAC
Caenorhabditis elegans is the source of this 827-nucleotide messenger RNA. It is a transcript of the gene clec-222, whose product is annotated as C-type LECtin. The record is from RefSeq and is marked reviewed. Lineage: Eukaryota; Metazoa; Nematoda; Chromadorea; Rhabditida; Rhabditidae. The coding region runs from base 19 to 777 and encodes 252 amino acids. The transcript has 7 exons.